Brettanomyces bruxellensis is the source of this 2508-nucleotide messenger RNA. RefSeq lists its product as uncharacterized. Gene Ontology annotation, molecular function: RNA binding. The record is from RefSeq and is a predicted model, not a curated record. Gene Ontology annotation, biological process: cytoplasmic stress granule assembly. NCBI's taxonomy places the organism in Eukaryota, Fungi, Ascomycota, Pichiomycetes, Pichiales, Pichiaceae. Bases 1 to 2508 code for a protein of 835 amino acids. The transcript has a single exon. Gene Ontology annotation, cellular component: cytoplasmic stress granule.
AUGGCUACAGGAAAGCAAAUGGCGGAUAGGCUUUUGUAUGGUCUUGUUAAAGCAAUUGGUCGAAAGGCAGUGGUGUCAUUGAAUUCUGGCCUUAGAAUAUCUGGAAUUCUUUACACAAUUGGCGAGUUUUCAAGUGAUGGAAAUUUCUCCAUCUGUUUAAAGUUUCCCUUAGACGAAACUCCUGCCCCUGCAAAUGAUCACAAAGUUGAAAUAUUUGAUUCUGAGUAUUUACUAAUUCCGAACAAGGAUAUCCUUAUGAUAAGAAUACGGAAUGUGGACUUCACAACUGUUGAAAAGAACGAAAUUUAUUCUGGAGAAUCUAACGGUGUUAAGUCCGACGAAUCUAAUGGCUUUAAAACGGAUUCUGCAAUAUCUUCCGAACACCACACUUUUCAGCCUCAUGCUUUGAAGAAAUGGGUUCCUGAUGACGGCUUGGUGGAUCAAACACUUGAUUCCUUGGAAUUGAAUACUGGUAAGUCUAGUGGCGGUCACUGGGAUCAGUUUAAAGCAAAUGAAGAAAAGUUUAACAUUCAUUCAACCUUCGACGAAUCUUUGUACACUACAAAGAUAUCCAAGGACAGUCCUGAUUUUCAGCGGAGAUUUAAGGAAGCAGAAAGAAUUGCUCAUGAGAUUGAGUCGCAGGGCACUCAUGGCAAUGUUCACUUGGCGGAGGAACGUGGGCUACGUGUUGAUGACAGUGGAUUCGAUGAAGAAGAUAAGUAUUCCGGUGUUCUGAGGGAUCAAUCCCCUACAAGCAGGAAAGGAAAAGAUUCGACAUCUGAUAAACAAAAGGAUAAUCGCAGGCCCUCUGCACAUCCGGAUGAAGAUAAGAUUUUGAUGGGAAUGUUGAAAAGCAACAAGCAAAAGUCUAUUUCUUCUAUAAAGCCUGUUCAGGCAGGAAGAUAUGCUACGCCUCGUCAACGUGCUGCGUAUUACCACAAGGAUCCUGCUGUCAUUUACUCUUCAGCUGUAACAAAUCUACCUGCAAAGCCAAUUAAGAAAGUUGCUACGGAAGAGUCUGCUUCAACCUCGAAUAAUCCAGAGAUCAACAAUGACGCAGUUCCAAAGUCUGCCCCAGUUGUUUCAUCCUCAAGUAAGAAUCAGGAGAAACCAAAAGCUGCUUCAGCUAAUGUUUCCAAUAAAAAUGAGGCUGGAACUUUAGCAAAUUCUGGUAGUAAACCUUUGUCAAAGCAUCAAUCCGAUAUCGCUGCAUUAAAGGAGUUUUCUGCACACCUUAAAAUCCCUGAGAACGUGCCAGGAGAUAUCUUACCUUUAAUAUCCAAAGCUCGCAUGCAGAGGCAGAAAGCUGAUUCGAAAGGAAGGGAAAAGAAGGUUGAAGCUAAGCCUCAGCAGACGGCUAAGAAAGUUAACGAUAAAGGAGCUACUAAUGUCGGUGAGAAAUCUUCGUCGUUCAAGCAAGAAGAGACCAAAACCAGUCAUGAUGGCCAGAAAUUACAGAAAGAGCACCAGGAUGGUGUUCAUUCUGAAUCGGUCAUUACUAAAGUUAAGACGAACAGCACGAAGGUUGGUAAAGUUGCUAAUAUGACCAAUCUUCCUUUGAAAAAUAAUACGGAUACAAGAUAUGGCCAAGCACAACAGAAUAGGCACAGGAGGUCUCCUGCAUCGUUCUUUGGCGCCGGGAAAGUUCCUUCCGAUACAUCCAAGGCUAAGCGGAGCUUAUUAGAGGGCAAAUUUAGUCUUCUUGUUAGCGCAAAGAUGGAAUAUGAGCAGCAAUCGAAGGAUAAUGAAAAGAACUCGGCAACUGGUGCUAUUUUGAUCGUUCAAAUAGAACGACCAUUUACAACAACACCUACCUGGCCAUCAACAGUUGCGGAGUCCUACAAAAGUACGUUCUCCUUGCAACCCGAAUGGGUUCCUGCUCCACCGAUGGGUAGAAAGCUGUUUAUGCCUUCUCAGACGAUACCUAUGAUGGCACCGCAAUCGAUACCACCGCCAAUCAUUAUGCCAUCAGGGGGCCCUCCUCGCAUGAUGGAAAUUAAUCCGUUAUCUCCUCAGCAAACUUCACAGCAGUUUGCAUACGGACGCCGUGGUAGUAGUGCAAGCAGAAGAAACAAUUCUCAAAGUUCCUCUCCUAGUAUGCAGAAUGUUCCACCCCAGUCUCCUGUGCAACCUGUUCAGGCAGUGCAACCUGCCUUGCCUCACAUACCACAACAGGCUCAACAGCCAAAGUCUCGGCAGCAGGGGCAGCAACCAGUUCAAACACAACAGUUACCAAUGGCAUCUGUGAAUGCGCCGCCGCCUCAGCCAAUACAUAUGCAAUCGCCUAACCAGAUGAGUGGAAUGCAGAUGGGAGCUGUUCCGCAGUAUCAGUUUGUGUAUCAACAGCCACAGUUCAUACCUAUGUAUACUCCAAACCCAAUGGCUAUAAAUGGAGCACAGCCAAUGUCAUUUUAUCCGGGAAUGCCUCCACCGAUGAUGCCGGGAAGUGGUGGUAUGAUGCCAAGGCGGAAUUCAAGGAAUCGUGGUGGACAUUAUCCACGGCAAUGA